Perca flavescens (yellow perch) is the source of this 3327-nucleotide messenger RNA. RefSeq lists its product as uncharacterized. Gene Ontology annotation, cellular component: nucleus. The coding region runs from base 701 to 2563 and encodes 620 amino acids. Gene Ontology annotation, biological process: regulation of transcription by RNA polymerase II. NCBI's taxonomy places the organism in Eukaryota, Metazoa, Chordata, Actinopteri, Perciformes, Percidae. The transcript is spliced from 5 exons. Gene Ontology annotation, molecular function: sequence-specific double-stranded DNA binding. The record is from RefSeq and is a predicted model, not a curated record.
GCUAACGUUAGUUAGCUAACGCCACUACUAAUAGUACUAUUACCGGUAACUGUAGCUAGACAGUUUAGUAAAAGAUGAUAAUUUGGAAACAACCAAUAAAUGGAAAAUACAUUAUCUCUUAAUUUCACAGUAACAACUACAACUGACUGUUGUAGCUAGUCAUUUUUAUUGUAUGUUUUUUGCUAUGUUUUGUAUUGUACUAUGGACCGUUUUUUGUGUCCUGAAUAAAGAAUAAAGUAAAGUAAGUAAAGUCACAUAUACAACGCUGAAUAUGAUAUGAAUAUGCGGUACGUAAUCUCGACCACAGAGACAAUGCUGUGUGAUGAUUAAUGUUAUGUUAUCAUAGCAUUUUUGGGGGGGUUUCGUUUUUUUUUUCUUGGAUGUUACUUUAUUAUAAGAGACUAUUCACAGUCUAUGUAAGAUACACAUAUGAGUAUUAUAUGUUUUUUGUUAAACCGUCGACGAGGCGGAUAUCCUUGCGCGGAUACCGGAAACUACCUCUACUACCAAUGGUCGGCGAACAGCUGUGAACAGCUGUGAACAGUAGCAAUACGAUUCUUUUCAGCGGCUCUUUUUGGUACGAUAGAAAGAGCACCGAGUCGUAACACUUCGUGGUGAGAGUCGUUCUUUUUAUCGUUCUGCCCAAAUUUCACUGCCUGCCCUACAUCCGCUCUCCUUUGCUAAACGUAGACCGAAAGAAAUGAGAACAAGAGGUAACCAUGUGUUUGGGAAAAACAAAAUAGGCCAAACUCGAAAACGCAGCGGCAUUUGGAUGCACUUCAGCAAUAAAGGCAACGAUAAAGCGGAGUGUAAUAUUUGCAGAUCAAAUUUAUCAUAUAAAUCCGGGUCAACAAACAAUCUUCACCGCCACUUAAAAUCACAUCAUCCAAGGGCGCAAGUGGCCAAGGAUGUGAGACGACAACGAAGUUCUGAUAACGAUGACCAAGAUAACCCUGCAUCAGUGGAGGUGGCUCUGGAGGACUCUGACACCUAUACCACGGUGAAUGAUGCUGAUAUUAACUCUGCCAUUAAUGGCAUCCUGGAAGAUGUAAAAGGAAGUCUAGCAGAACCAAUAACACACAAAGAGGCGAGUGAUGACCGCUCUGUGAAAUGUAGACAGAAAAAACGCAGCUUGGUUUGGAGGCACUACGAGUACCUGGACAGUUUGGCUGCUGCUCGUUGCCGCAUUUGCAUGAAGAAGUUACAGUGCCAUAAAGGCAGCAGCACCAGCAACCUGCAUCGCCACUUGUCAAAGAGACACCCAGGGGUCUUUUCUCAGCUGGUAGCAGUCAAGCAGCACCCACCACCACCCCACUCAUCACAGGGCUCAAAUGCUAAAGGUGACACAUCGACCCCACCAGAAACUGUUGGGGUGCCAGAGAAGCAGAGACAGUUUUCAGUGGAGGUGGCUCUGGAGGACUCUGACACCUAUACCACGGUGAAUGAUGCAGAUAUUAAUUCUGCCAUUAAUAGCAUCCUGGAAGCUGCACAAGGAAGUCUAGCAGAACAAAUAACACAUGAAGAGGCGAGUGAUGACCGCUCUGUGAAACGUAGACGGAAUAAACACAGCUUGGUUUGGAGGCACUACGAGUACCUGGACAGUUUGGCUGCUGCUCGUUGCCGCAUUUGCAUGAAGAAGUUACAGUGCCAUAAAGGCAGCAGCACCGGCAACCUGCAUCGCCACUUGUCAAAGAGACACCCAGGGGUCUUUUCUCAGCUGGUAGCAGACAAGCAGCACCCACCACCACCCCACUCAUCACAGGGCUCAAAUGCUAACGUGGAGGUGGCUCUGGAGGACUCUGACACCUAUACCACGGUGAAUGAUGCUGAUAAUAGUUCUGCCAGUAAUGGCAUCCUGGAAGAUGUAAAAGGAAGUCUAGCAGAACAAACAACACACAAAGAGGCGAGUGAUGACCGCUCUGUGAAAUGUAGACAGAAAAAACGCAGCUUGGUUUGGAGGCACUACGAGUACCUGGACAGUUUGGCUGCUGCUCGUUGCCGCAUUUGCAUGAAGAAGUUACAGUGCUUUAAAGGUAGCAGCACCAGCAACCUGCAUCGCCACUUGUCAAAGAGACACCCAGGGGUCUUUUCUCAGCUGGUAGCAGUCAAGCAGCACCCACCACCACCCCACUCAUCACAGGGCUCAAAUGUUAAAGGUGACACAUCGACCCCACCAGAAACUGUUGGGGCGCCAGAGAAGCAGAGACAGUUUUCAGGCAAAAUGAACGUUUCAAGAACUUCUGAAGGAGAAAAGCGUGUGUUAAGGAGAGAGCGGGAGCUGAUAGAAGCUCUGAGGAGAGUGCAGAAGGAGGAAGCUCGGGCUCUGGAGCAUCAGAGGGAGCUGCUUGAGAAUCUGCGUGCAGUGAAUGCCAGGGAGGCAGCUGCAGAGAGGCAGCAGAUUGAGUCACUGAGGAAAGCACAGCUAGAGGAAGCCAAAGACUUGAGUAGACAGAGAGAAGAGGUACAGAAGGAAAAGACAGAGCUGCAGAAGAAAUGGGAAGAGCUUCAGCAGGAAAGAGAAGAACGUGACUUGUUAUUGUCCAGAGAACAGCAAGCCUCCUGAUCAUAUCCUAACAUCACUGGUACCUUUUUUCCACUGAAAACUCACCAAUGGAAACUAACUUUGAAGAAGGAAACUACCACCUUUAACAGCCACCUGUCAAGUUUCCACAGGAUGAGCGUUUGAUGCUUAAAUUAUAGAUUUUAGGUGAAGUAUCACAUUAUUUUACAUUAACAGAAACAGGCUUGUCCUAGAAAUUACAGAUUAAUGACCUUUUAUUGUUAAACUGUCAGAAGUUUUAGGGUAUUUGACUACUAAAUUUAGUUUAAAAGUUUGUGAAAGGUUUGUAUACAUGUGUUAACCAUUGAAGUAAAUGUAUGCUUUUACAAGAUUUUGCUUCAUGCAAUCUAUGCAUAUAAAGUUAUUACAAAUGUUUAAAUCCCGAGAGUGGAGCCACGAUCCACCCCUGUACACCAUUCAUCCCUAAACAUUACAGGUCUUUUCGUUGAGUAGAACCACUGGAUCUGACAUGCGCAAGAGUAUAAAUGUGUGCCUCUCUAACUUGCUAAGACCAAAUAAGGAAACAUACAUGCCUGUGAGUCUCUGUUAAAAUAUUUAUCUUUUAGAUUUAGUGUUGUUUUAAUUGAUAAUAUGGCUUUUUGAGCACAAUGUGUUGCAUUUAAGUUGGGAAACUGUACUGUUCAUCUGCCUGGAGGAUAUUUCCCUAAAUAAAUACAGUUGUAUUCAUUUAGUGUUUUGGUCAGACUGCAGUUUAUUAUGUAAAGACAAAAUCAAAGUCUUUACCUGUAUUAAAACCAUAGAACACA